This is a messenger RNA of Bactrocera oleae (olive fruit fly), 2861 nucleotides long. RefSeq names its product diphosphoinositol polyphosphate phosphohydrolase 1 Aps (gene Aps). Lineage: Eukaryota; Metazoa; Arthropoda; Insecta; Diptera; Tephritidae. Gene Ontology annotation, biological process: diadenosine pentaphosphate catabolic process; diadenosine hexaphosphate catabolic process; adenosine 5'-(hexahydrogen pentaphosphate) catabolic process. Gene Ontology annotation, cellular component: nucleus; cytoplasm. Gene Ontology annotation, molecular function: bis(5'-adenosyl)-hexaphosphatase activity; diphosphoinositol-polyphosphate diphosphatase activity; bis(5'-adenosyl)-pentaphosphatase activity. The record is from RefSeq and is a predicted model, not a curated record.
CAGUGGAUUUCUCAGAAAUGACAACAAACGGAACCGGUAAAAGUCAUUUUGGCAUUUAGCAGUGCUGCCAAACUACUGCACAUUUGUGGUUGUCAUAUUUCGUGCAAUUUCUUUAUGUACUCUUCAUUUGCUGUAAAAUAAUUAAAAGUGUGAAGAAGUUUAGAUUAAAGUGUUGUAUUGGUUUUCUGCAUCGUCAAAGAGCAGAAAAUUGCCAAAAAAUUAUAGUUCAUAAAUAUAUAUUUAUAUACAUAUAUAGGUAUAAAGAGUGCAGCAGCCGCAAUUGUGUGCCCAAGCGAAAGAUGGGGAAGCAGGUGUCUAAGUAAAAGUAGAUAAGCAACGUCUGGAAGCAGUUUCCUUUGCUUUAUAACGCAGACAAAGAAAAAGCAACCGCAAUAAUAUAAAAAUUUACCCUCGUGUGGGAAAAAGAACUCACAAACAAGUCGAAGAAUCAACAAUAGCAGCAGAGCUGUGACGACGACAACGACGACGUCGCCGUUGACUUACGAAAAAAGUCGUGAAAAAAGUACAACAUCUGCAAUAGCAGCAGUUUUGCAAAGACAAACGCCAGCAGCAGGCCUAUACGCAAAACAGCCAAAAAAAAACUACACAAAAAUGUUCAUAUUGCAAAGCUAAACAACAAUUUGCCACUUUUCCCCACAAUUUUUUUUUUGUUUUGGUUUUUUGCAUAAUUUAAAACUUUCUUACGUCGACUUUUAAUUUCUUCCUGUGCCUCUUCAAAGCCGGCGCACACACACAUCGCUUGCCGUCAACUGAGUGCGCCGCAUACCUUACGACCAACCUGCCGGUCGACCUACUUAUAUAGAGUAUUUGGUGAAUAUUACUUCAUAUUCAUAUAUAUAAUCGUAAUCUAAAGCAAUUUGGGCUCUACUGAUUUCACAAGUUCUUGAAAGUUUGCUAACCACGCGUUCUCCCAAAAAAGCUAAAUUUUCUACGAGAUUAUAUAUAUACACAUAUAUUGCUGUAAUUGAAUUGCAAAAUUAUUUAAAGAUGGUCAAGGAAAAGCCAAAUUCUACACGAAUUUAUGACAAGGAUGGCUUUCGUCGUCGUGCCGCUUGCAUUUGUGUGCGCUCCGAUGCCGAGGCAGAGGUGCUGUUGGUGACUUCGUCACGCCGCCCGGAAUUGUGGAUUGUGCCCGGCGGCGGUGUUGAACCCGAAGAGGAGCCUUCGGUAACGGCUGUGCGUGAAGUGCUCGAAGAAGCCGGCGUUGUGGGCAAGCUUGGGCGCUGUUUGGGUGUUUUCGAAAAUCGCGAGCAUAUGCAUCGCACCGAAGUGUUUGUUAUGACUGUCACCAAUGAAUUGGAGGAGUGGGAAGAUUCGCGUAGCAUUGGCCGUAAACGCCAAUGGUUUUCCAUCGAUGACGCGUUGACACAGCUGGCGCUGCAUAAACCGACACAACGGCACUAUUUAAUGCAGCUAAGGCAUUCAAAAAGUAAUACGACCGCUUCGAAUACACCACCAGCAUCGCCUACAGCAACAUAAGGAUAAUGUAGUAGUUUUGUCACAACCCACAAUGCGCAUAGCUGCAGCGUAACUACACACGUGUGCGGCGACACGUGCACUGUAGACUUAAAGUGACACCCACAAAACAUAUAUUAGCAUGUAAAAACACAUAUACACGCAUAUUUGGUGCGUCGGUAUUGGCGCGCAUCACCAACAACAACAGUUGCUGUUAGGCACACUGCAGCGCUUGUUAAUAGCUCUAAUGUUACACUUAAAUUUCUUAUUAUUUUGGCUAAUUUGCACACAACUCACUUUCAUCAAAAUUUACUUUUGUAUUUUUUUUUUGUUUUGUUAUUUUCUAAGUAAAAUGCAUGCAAUAUGCAAACACACGUACACACAAUUAAGUAUACAAAAUCAUUACCAUUUGCUUAUGCCGUAAAGUGAAACAUGUUAUAAUAUUCAAAUAGUAUUUAGUUGAAAAAGUUUUAUUUUGAAUUAUGCAAAACACCAUAGACUCGUAUAAAAUUAUGCUCCACAUCAAACAACAAUAUUCAUCACUAACGUUAAGAUACUUUUUAAUACUGUAAUAAAGUCUAUAAUAUUUAAGUUGAACAAAGUCAAAUGUAAAGCAACUGCUUGCAAGUCGUCUGAAAAAAACAACAACAAAAAGUUAAGAAAAAAAAACAAUUUUUUUUUGGUAUAAUAUUCAGUUUUAUUUAGAAUAACAAAAAAAAAGUCAGAAAAAAAAUUUAAAAAAUGCAAAAGCGCCACACAACGUUAUAAAAGUAAGCCGUUUUGUUGACUUUAACUGAAACGCAAUUCUAGUUUGUUUGAAAUACCAAAUUUCACGCAGUCAACGUACAUAACUAAAUACAAAUAAAAUAGCUAUUUUCAUAAAAAAACAAUUAUAAUAUAAAAUAAAAAUAACGAAAUUAAGGGAAAGGCUACACAAUGAUAACAAUGACGCAAUUGACGCAAAUAAUAAAUAGAUCAAGUCAAUAAAGAAGAAAGUUUAAUUGAAAACUUUAAACAAAUUGCACAUUUUUGUAAAUUUCUACCUAGAUUUUCUACUAUUUUAUAAUUUUAAAUGAAACGAUAAGAAACAAAUGCUUAUAACUACUUACUAUUGUAAUGUAUGUAUGUAAUAUUGAAGUUGCGCUCAGCUGCUUUUUGCGGAAGCAAUUAAAUUGUGUAAUCAAAAUUCUAAAGUAAACAACAAAAACAAAAACAAAUUAAAUAAGCAACCAAAACCAAUCAUGAGUAUCUAGCAUGUAUAAAAAGUAAGCAAAAUUAAACGAAAAACAAACCAAGCAAAGUGAAAACGAUUUUGUGUGCAUUGUUAAGCGUUAAUUUUGAUUUGCGAAAAUAAAUUUUCAGUUUUGUUACGCACUCGAACCAAA